Pelodiscus sinensis (Chinese soft-shelled turtle) is the source of this 616-nucleotide messenger RNA. NCBI's taxonomy places the organism in Eukaryota, Metazoa, Chordata, Testudines, Trionychidae. The record is from RefSeq and is a predicted model, not a curated record.
ACCGCCCCCCUUCCCCGCCCUAGGACAAUGGCUAGUCACAGCGAACGCACCUUCAUCGCCAUCAAGCCCGAUGGCGUCCAGAGGGGCCUGGUGGGGGAAAUCAUCAAGCGCUUCGAACAGAAGGGUUUCCGCCUGGUGGCCAUGAAAUUCCUCCACGCAUCAGAAAAGCUUCUAAAACAACAUUACAUUGACCUGAAAGAUCGGCCAUUCUACCCUGGUUUAGUUAAAUACAUGAAUUCUGGACCUGUUGUGGCCAUGGUUUGGGAAGGUCUCAAUGUGGUUAAAACUGGUAGAGUUAUGCUGGGAGAGACCAACCCUGCAGAUUCUAAGCCUGGUACAAUCCGUGGUGACUUCUGCAUUCAAGUGGGAAGGAACAUUAUUCAUGGCAGUGACUCCGUAGAAAGUGCUGAGAAGGAAAUUAACCUGUGGUUCCAGCCCACAGAGCUUGUUGACUUCAAAUCUUGUGCUCAUGACUGGAUCUAUGAGUAAAAUAAGUCUCCAGAAUGAAUUGUGCCUUACCACAACAUCUCAUUCCAGCAGCUAUAGAUCUGGGAGCAACUCUGGUCACAAAUUUCACAGCAGUAUGUAAAAGUAUCAAAUAAAUAGAUUACAGAAA